Molecule: messenger RNA, 1798 nt
Organism: Haliotis rubra (blacklip abalone)
Lineage: Eukaryota; Metazoa; Mollusca; Gastropoda; Lepetellida; Haliotidae
Product: zinc finger protein 862-like
Exons: 6
Coding region: 173-1798 (541 amino acids)
Source: RefSeq, a predicted model, not a curated record
UUUUCUCAAAUAUUAUGAUGGUGCUAGGCCUUCAAAGGCCCCUGCAAAGAAGCGUCUACCUACUGAUGAACUUAAAUCAUCAGAGAAACGGUCGAGUUAUGAACGACCGGACCGUUCGUUCAAUCCGUCAUGGCAAAACGGGAGAAGUUGGCUAACAUUUGCCGAUGGUAAAAUGACUUGCAACAUUUGUGUUAACUAUAAUGCAAGCAAGAAUUCAGCUAGGCCUAGUUCUGAUCAGAAUUUUAUUUCUGGGUCAAGAAACUUCAAGAAAUCGACUGUGACCGAUCACGAACUGAGUAGAAUUCACAUUCGUUCAGUUGAAUUAUUCAAAGCCGAGACUAGUUCCAGUGAUGAAAUAGCGUUUUCAAAGGCAGGGAGAGCUCUACAGAAAUUAAAAAGUGCUGACAAAACAAAAAUGACUUUUCUAUUUAGAAAUGCACAUGCUGUUGCAGUGAAAAAUAGACCCCUUUCCGAUUUUAAAUGGUUGUGCGAACUGGACAAAGUUAAAUCUUUAGAAGUUGGAGACACAUACCUUAAUGAUAGGGCAGCUUUGAAUUUUAUUCAGGCUAUAGCUGCUACACAACAUGAUGAAGUCAUUAACAACUUGGAACAUGCACCUUUUUUUUCCUUCAUAAUGGAUGGGAGCACAGACAUAAGUGGCGAUGAACAAGAGUCCAUGUAUGUCAGAUCAUGUCACAAAGGUGUUGUCACAGAGAAUUUUCUCAAUAUAGGAAGUCCAAGAAGCACAUGUUCAUCGGAUUUGUACUUUUAUGUCACAAACAUCUUGGAGUCUACUGGCCUACACAGCUUUGCAAAAGAUAAGCUAGUUGGAAUGGGAAGUGAUGGUGCAUCGAACAUGAUUGGUUCCAAAACAGGUCUGGCAACACGUCUAAAAGAGGACUUUCCAGAGAUGGUUUCUGUUCACUGCCUAUGCCACCGACUCGAGUUGGCCUUCAGGGAUGUGUUCAGGAAGGCAGCACUCUAUGAUAAGUGCAUGACUUUACUCAUAGGUCUUCAUUACUUCUACCUGAAACCAAAGCAGAAGACAGGACUUGUCCACACCAUGAAGUCCUUAGGUAUUAAUGGACUUCUUCCUCCUAAAGUGACUGGUACCAGAUGGCUGCCCCACCUCUCACGUGGCUUGACUGCAUUUUUCCGGUCAUAUCCUGCAUUGGAGGCCCACCUGUCAACAGCUAGUCACGGCAAUGCUAAGGCUGAAGGCUUAGCGAAGAUGGUCCUGGACAGACAUCUGGUAGCUUUCACGCUCUUCCUUCAGAAUCUCCUUGUGCCCCUCCAGAAACUCUCACUGCAACUACAGAGGAACAAUGCUACUCUCUCUGAUGUCCUACUUUGGACUGAGGCUACUACGGAGAUGCUUCAAGAUUGCAAAGAAAGCCAGUGCAAGGAUCUUCACAAAGUUUUGGAACAAGGAACGUAUCAGGAUGUGAAGUUGAAAGGUAGCUGUCCAGCCAUGACCUACAAGUCUGUUUUAGUAGACAAGACUAUGAAGGCCAUAGAGGAGAGGUUCGCCAUGCAGCACUCUGAAUCAGCGGAUAUAUUUGCUGCCACAAAGAUUGCUUGUCUGCGGUCAUGGCCAUCCGUUGAAGAUUCGCAAGAGUUUGGUGACAGUGAUAUCUGUGUCAUAUUCCGGCAAUUCAGCAACACUCUAACCAAGGCUGGAAUAACAAAGGACGUUGUUGAUCAAGAAUGGAGACUGAUGAAGAAAAUACUUUACAAAAGAAGUGGGCUGAUAUUCACCGACAGCAUGCAGAGCAGUUUCCUGAACUCCUGGUCUUGA